GACCAGAUGCCAGCGGUCUAGAGUAGAAGGAUACGUCAAUGUUUUCUAGAGCUUCUUCUUUUCUUAGAUUUAUUUCACCAUCUGCAAGAAAACAUAAGUUUUCUCCUCUCUUUUUACCAUCGCAUUCGCAGGCAACAUUUAGAUCAAUUUCUGCCAUGGCCACACAACGUGCUUUGGAAAUCGUUGAACAUUCCGACAUGAUUCGGUCUGCAGGUGACAAGCGACUCUACCGGGCAAUGACAUUGAAAAAUGGAAUGAAAGUAGUUCUUGUCAGUGACCCAGAUACUGACAAAUCCUCAGCAGCCUUAGAUGUCCAUGUUGGUUUCAUGAAAGACCCUAAAGAUCUACCAGGUCUGGCUCACUUUUGUGAACAUAUGCUGUUUCUUGGAACAAAAAAGUAUGAAGAGGAGAAUGCAUAUAACAAGUUUUUGAGUGAACAUGGAGGGAUGUCAAAUGCUUAUACUUCAUCAGAGAACACAAAUUAUUUCUUUGAUAUCAGGCCAGAAAACUUACCAGGGGCUUUAGACAGAUUUGCUCAGUUUUUCUUGUGCCCAUUGUUUACACCCUCUGCCACAGACAGAGAAGUAAAUGCUGUAAACUCAGAGAAUGACAAGAAUUUACAGCAAGAUCCCUGGAGGUUCAACAUGUUGGACAGGUCCCUGGGUAAUCCAGAUCACGAUUACACCAAGUAUGGGACAGGUAACAAGGACACUCUGGAUACCAUUCCAAAAUCCAAGGGACUGAACACCAGAGAUGAGCUUCUGAAGUUUCAUUCACAGUAUUAUUCCUCCAACAUCAUGUCACUGGCUGUGUUAGGAAAAGAAUCUUUGGAUGAAUUAUCAGAGAUGGUAUUGCCUCUGUUUGACCCUGUCGCUAAUAAAUCAGUCGAAAUUCCUUCCUGGAAGGAGGGUCCCUAUGGUCCAGAGCACGUCAAGAAAAUCUGUUAUGCUGUGCCAGUGAAGGAUUUGAGGAACCUCUCUGUCUCAUGGACCAUUCCUGAUCUGUCAGAUUACUAUGCUUCAAAUCCGGGACAUAUAUUGGGCCAUUUGAUAGGGCAUGAAGGAAAGGGAAGUCUGUUGUCAGAGCUCAAACAAAAAGGUUGGGUGAAUUCCCUCUGUGGAGGUCAGACAGAUGGAGCCAAUGGUUUUAUGUUCUUCAGGAUUGAUUUUGAUUUGUCUGAAGAAGGGUUAGAGCAUGUGGAUGACAUUCUGCUGAAGAUGUUCCAGUACAUUGAAAUGCUGAGGAAAGAAGGCCCACAGGAAUGGGUGUACAAGGAGUGUCAACAGCUCUCAGAUAUGAUUUUCAAGUUCAAGGACAAAGAAAUGCCCAUCAAUUACACAUCCUUCUUAGCACGUAGAACACAGAAAUACCCCCUCCCUGAGGUUCUGAGUGGCUCUUAUCUGUUGACCGAAUACAGACCUGACCUUAUCACCAUGGUGCUGGAUAAACUGGUUCCCGAAACCAUGAGGAUUGGAGUGGUUGCUAAGAAGUUUGCUGAUGUAGUUGACCAGAAGGAGAAGUGGUAUGGCACUGACUAUAAGGUAGAGGACAUUCCUGAGGAGAAAAUUCAGAAAUGGAAGAAUUGUGGAUUAGGCGAAAAUCUUCAUUUGCCACCUAGAAAUGAGUUCAUCCCCACAAAUUUUGAUCUUGUACCAAGAGAAAAAGAUUGUUCUCAUUUGCCAGAGAUGGUUAAAGAAACUGGCCUGACAAGGCUAUGGUUUAGACAGGACGACAAAUUCCUACUGCCCAAAGCUUGUAUGAGCUUUGACAUAUCAAGUCCUAUUGCAUACAUUGAUCCACUACACGCAAACAUGUCAACAUUGUUCACGGAGCUCUUCAAGGAUGCCCUCAAUGAGUACGCCUAUGAUGCUGAACUCGCAGGAUUAAGUUACGACCUAAUGAGUACAAUCUGGGGCAUGGUGCUUCAAGUUAAAGGUUACCAUGAAAAACAGCCCAUUCUUCUGAGGAAAAUCUUGGAGAAACUCACUGACUUCAAAGUGGAUCCAAAGAGAUUUGAAAUUCAUAAAGAAAUGUAUAUAAGAGGGCUUCGUAAUUUCUUUGCUGAGGAACCAUAUCAACACUCUGUCUACUACACCAAUAAUCUGAUGGCUGAGGUUCAGUGGACCAAGGCUGAGCUACUGCAGUCUGCCGAAGAUGUCACAGUAGAAAAAUUGCAGGCUUUCAUACCUGAGCUGUUGUCCCAGUUAUUCAUUGAAGGCUUAAUCUAUGGCAAUGUGACAAAGCAGCAAGCCAAAGACAUCAUAGAUAUGACAGAGAAUAUUCUCUCAGAAAAGUGUGGAACCAGGGAGCUGUUACCAAGUCAAUACAAGCGAUACAGAGAGGUGCAGAUUCCAGAUGGCUGUUAUUACUUGUACCAGACAGACAACAAAGUGCACAAGAGCAGCUCAAUAGCCAUUUAUUAUCAGUGUGGCAUGCAGGACACCCUCCCCAAUAUGUUACUGGAGUUACUGGUACAGAUUGUGGGGGAACCCUGCUUCAACAUCCUCAGAACAAAGGAACAGUUAGGUUACAUUGUGUUCAGUGGUGUACGAAGAGCUCGUGGAGUCCAAGGUCUACGAGUUAUAAUUCAGUCAGACAGACCACCGCAGUAUGUGGAUGACCGAGUGGAAGCUUUUCUACACCACAUGGAUUCUGUCAUCCAGGAAAUGAGUCAGGAGGAAUAUGACAAACACGUCAAUGCCCUAGUCACUAAGAGAAUGGACAAACCAAAGAAGAUCAAUGGACAGAACUCUAAAUACUGGUCUGAGAUACUGUCCAACACUUACAACUUUGACAGAGAUGACAUUGAGGUUGCAUGUCUGAAGACAAUCAAGAAAGACAGCCUCAUGAAGUUUUUCAAGGAUUUCAUAGCUGUAGAUGCUCCACACAGACACAAGCUCAGCAUUCACAUUUUACCAGCCAAUGAAGGACUCGGUACAGAUGAACCAAAUACUAAUGACAAUGGAAUUGACCUUUUGCCUGUACCCCCAAAUCUACCCAAGCCCACUAUUGUGGAUGAUAUUUCAGAUUUCAAGAGACACCUUGGGUUGUAUCCCCUCCCUAAACCAUUCAUAGACAUCAGAAGAGCCAGAUCAAAACUAUAAAGAGUAGAGGACUGUCAAUACCGUACCAAGUCUUUCUUCAUUUUAAUCUAUCAAUUCCUGUUUUAAUUGUAGAACAUGGAUACUUUUCCUAACAUUUCUUGUUUUUUAAUCGUAUAUCAUGUUGCAGUGAUCCGUAGUUUAGCAUGCAUGACAGAUUAUAUCUGAUGAUUCUUAUUGAUUAUUAAGUACUGAUUUCAUUUUAACUCAGUGUAUAUAUGCAGGAUAAGCGAUAUUGAGCAUACAACAAGAUUAUGUUCAAAUACAUAAAAUGGAUGAUUUUAAUAGCAUGUAAACUUUUUUAUAUAUCAAAAAAUUUUGAAAGAUGAUAAAAACCCUUUUAAGUAUUAUCAGUGGGCAUUUUUAUGUGUAUAAGAAUUAACUAAUUGUGUUUCUUGUUAGUAACGAAACUGGUAUUGGUGUAAAAUAAUGCUUUAGUGAUAGAACAUUUCUUGUAUUCUGAAUUUUAAUGAAAUACAUAGUUUAGUAAUAUAUACAUUUCAUGUCUUCUGAAUUUUAAUGAAAUACAAUGUACAAGUAUGUAUUAUCACACCCCUUAUUAAGCAUAUGGAAUUUAUUUUUUUGUGUGUGCAUGUGUUGUAAAUGGCACAAUUCCAAUACUAAAAAAUGUCGAGAUUUUGUGUGGGGUAUAUUCUUGCAUUGCUGAUGUUUAUCUCAGGUUUACAGUUUUAAGAAUGUGAUAUCAAUUCUAUAUAUGCGGAAUGUCUCUCUAUGAGUAUUUAGUGAAAAAUAUAAUACCCUGGCCCCCUUGCAUAUAUUAUUUAGGUUUUAGGUUUAUGCACAUUUAUUAAUCUUUUUUCACCUAUUAUGUAAUUUAGAGUACUAGUCUCCGUAAUCAUGAAUCAUUGAUUGAUGUACAUGUAUAUAAUAAUGAAACUACUGGUAUGUACAACAAAUUUUAUUUUCUUCUCUGUAUGUAAAUAAAAUAGCAAUGGAAGUGUG
Molecule: messenger RNA, 4064 nt
Organism: Saccostrea echinata
Lineage: Eukaryota; Metazoa; Mollusca; Bivalvia; Ostreida; Ostreidae
Product: insulin-degrading enzyme-like
Exons: 27
Coding region: 39-3104 (1021 amino acids)
Biological process (GO): peptide catabolic process
Cellular component (GO): cytosol; mitochondrion
Molecular function (GO): metalloendopeptidase activity; metal ion binding
Source: RefSeq, a predicted model, not a curated record